AUGUGGGGGGGUGGUGGGGGGGGGGGGGGGGUGUUGGGUGGGUGUGGGAUUGAAUAUGUAGGGAUGGAUGUGGUAGAUUUGGGGUGGUGUGGUGGGGUUAAGUGGAUGUGUUGGAUGAUUGGUGGGGGGUGGUGGGGGAGGGGGGGGAUUUGGAUUGUAUGGGUAUUUUGGGUGGGGGGUUUUGUUGGGGUAGAGGGGUGGGGUUGGGUUGUAAGGUGGGGGAUGGGAAGGUUGGUGGGUUUUAAGGAUGGGGGUUGGGUAAAGUGGAUGAGAGUAGGGGGUAUGAUGGGGUGGGUUGGGGGGGGGGAGGGGGUUUAG
Knipowitschia caucasica is the source of this 318-nucleotide messenger RNA. NCBI's taxonomy places the organism in Eukaryota, Metazoa, Chordata, Actinopteri, Gobiiformes, Gobiidae. The record is from the annotation of a GenBank genome assembly.